AAAAGCAGUUAAAGUUUUUACGGAUUGACAUCUUAUAAACGCUUUUGAGAAUUUUUUCACAAUUAUGGCGUUCAAUAAAUUUUUGCGUUUGUCCAACGGCCCCGAUAUGCCGGCUUUUGGCUUAAGAUUAUCUCAGGUGAAAAGAGAUGAUGUUAGUGUGGUUUUAAAUGAUGCCAUCGAAGCCGGUUAUCGUCUGUUUGAAACUUCGCCGUCCUAUAAUAAUCAGAGUGAUGUUGGAGAUGUCUUGACCGCUUGGUUAAAGGGAAAUAAAAUUAGACGAGAGGAACUUUUUAUUGUGACUAAUCUACCUGUUUCAAACAACAGGCCCCAUGAAGUUGAAGACACGCUAAAAGAGUCUUUAAAGAAACUAAAACUAGAUUAUGUUGAUUUGUAUUUAGUGGAAGCUCCAUUUGCAAUUAAAAUGGAAAAUGAAGAAGUUUUUAAGCGAGACAGCGCUGGCAAUGCCUUAUUAGAGGAAGCAACCGACCAUGUGGCCAUUUGGGAGAUCAUGGAAGAAUUGAUGAGUACCGGUUUGACCAAAUCCAUUGGUUUAGGAAAUUUUAAUGUCGAUCAAAUACAACAUAUUGUAGAAACCAGAAAGAUGAUACCACACGUUUUGCAAAUUGAAUAUCAUGUAUAUUUGCAACAACCGGAACUUAUAGACUAUUGCAGAAGAGCCAACAUCACCUUAUUAACCUAUGCAGCACUGGGCGCUGUAAAUAAGCCCGACAAAUACCAAAGAGUAUCUGUGCAAGAUAAAGACGAAAUUCCUAUUUUGGAUCUACCGGAAUUACGUGAAAUCGCUGCAGCACACAAAAAAACACCGGCACAAGUAGCAUUUCGUUGGGUGAUUGAUAAGAAAAUGGCACUGACCGUGAAAAGUUCAAACAAUGAAAGAAUACGCUCGAAUAUUGAUAUUUUCGACUUUUCACUUACCAAAGAGGAAAUGGAGAAGCUGAAUGCAUUAGAUAGGAAUAGGCGUUUUGUGGACUUCUCGCAGUAUAAAGGUAUCGAAAAGCAUCCAGAUUAUCCAUUUCAUACGUAAUCUAUUUCAAGAACCAAAAUAAUACAUUUUCUCAUAUGGUGCAUUUGUAUGGUUUACAUAUCUUUAUGGAAUAAAUUUUAUUUUAAAUUUUCAA
Molecule: messenger RNA, 1139 nt
Organism: Bactrocera tryoni
Lineage: Eukaryota; Metazoa; Arthropoda; Insecta; Diptera; Tephritidae
Product: aldo-keto reductase family 1 member A1-like
Exons: 6
Coding region: 65-1045 (326 amino acids)
Molecular function (GO): oxidoreductase activity
Source: RefSeq, a predicted model, not a curated record